GGCCCGCUUUCCAGCCAACUGCCAGCGAAUGGCACUGAUCUUUGGUCUGAGGCCAAAUUUCUUCUCAUUUGACAGCUCUCACUUGCAGCUCCAGCCUCGCGAUGCAGCCUACCCCCAAACCUGUGCCUUGGUAACGUAUCGGCUGCUAUGCUUGAAGCCUUGCGUUCAUACAAUUUUGCCUCGGUGGUUCUUUACGCGGGGCAAUGCAACUGGCCUCGCAAUGCCUCUGUCACUUGAAUAGAGCACGCCUUGGCCGGCGGCAACCAUAUCAAGGACUCGAUGCGAUUCGACGAACGGCCUCAACCCUACCGAGGAACGCUUGUAAAAGCUUAUACGAGUCUAGCACGGAAGUUGGCUGUUACAGCACCGAAUCCCUCGAAUCCAACAUUUCGUCAUCGAGCCCGAGGCCCUCUUCCCCACGUUUUGUCGUCGGUCCCAACUCAUCGAGAAAGAGAAGAUCAAGAUUAGACACUGUUUCCACAUUUUCGGACGACAUAAAGCCACGGAAAUGGCUUGCACCCAAUUCAAAGCCGAACAUGCAGGGUCUGAGGAAGCGGCCAAGAUCUAGUCAUGACAGACAAACUGUCUCCUCAAGAGCCGUUUGUUUUCCAAACGAGUUCAACCUUCGGCUGGUGGACAUGCCCAAGAAUCAGAACAACGCCUCCUUCUGGCUCAGUGUUCUUGAAGCAGCACAGCGAGAGCAUGGACAGGGCGGCGUCUUGGCUGUUUGGAAUGUCGUGCAGCAUCGCAAAACAUUAUACGACGUGAGAAGCGAAGGAGUGGAGUCGUUUUGGAGAACCAUCUUGGAAGCUAUCCUCCCCAACGAGGACGAGCUUAAGGAUGUGUUUCUCUACUCAGAAUGGUUACUUCGUGCCCACGCUGUGCAGUGGCCGUCGUUAUACUCGACAACAAUAUCAUACUGUCUGCGCAACGGACAGUACCGCAGAGCGAUGCAGUGGCAUUUGCGCCUGAUGCCGAACUUUGAUCCUGGGCGAGAAGAAUUCGGUGCCUUGCUGCAGGAGUUUGCCGUCAUUCCUGAGGCCGAUUUGCAACAGACGUUGCAAGCUAUCUAUGUCACAUCCCUACACCGCAACCUAUACGAUGACCUUAUACCCCUUCUUUAUCGUAGCGGCCGUUCCCAACAUUGCAACGAAUGGCGCAGUCUAUUUGUACGUCAACGCGACCUGCCUCGCCCAACUCCCGACUCACAGCCUUACCUAAGGUACCUCGCUCGAUACUUCCCAUCCGUCACUCUCGAACUGGAGGAACAGAUGGUCUUGGGCCUGAACUCAUCAGCCUAUUGGAACGAACAGGAUGACGCUCUCUGGGAUGCUAUGAAAGACGCGCAGGGCGAUGAAGACGACGCCCCAGAGAGGCGACACAGCGACACAUUGGGCGCAAGGUGGUUCGCAAGUUCUUGGAUACCGCUCGACUUCGCAAUCCAUGCUGCUCAUGCCCUGGGCGUGCGCCAAAUCGGCCCUUUAUCGUUGCAGUCGAUUGCGUUGCGCGAAUCCACGGCGCAUGGACUCGUGGCCCGCAUUGAGCAAUUGCGAAAGGUCAACAUUGGCAUCGGAUGUUCAGUGUAUUCGCUGGUUCUCAAACGAUUUGCCGAGAACGAGGAUAACGAACUGCUGUAUGAGCUGCUGCAUACAGACAUCCACCCAGACGUCUUCGAUGAUCCACUGAUAUUGGCGAGCAUUCGUGACAAAGCCUUGAAAGAGGGGGCCUGGAAAACGCAUCGGCUACUGCUUGCAGUUCAACCCGCCAUGGUCGAAGAGUCGGUUACCUCGACGUCAAAUAUCUUACUGCAAGAAUGUGUCAAGCGUGGCCAAUGCAGACAGGCCUUGGCUUUGCUAGACGACAUGAGGUCGAUGAACAUCGACGUGUCAACAGCAACAGUACGACACAUUUGCUCGAGCAUCCUUGACCUACUGCCAUGGAAUCCAAGGACCACUGCCACGAACUGGGAUGCUUGGAACAUGGCUAUUGCUUGUCUUACGCGCCUGGUAUUGCUCAAAAAGCCCGUUCAUUCGCAUUACUGGCAAAAGGUUAUAUUUGGCCUUGGCAAGUUUGGCCGCAUUGGCGAGUUGGAGGACCUAUGCCUUGGCAUCAUCGACACUUACGGGAAGCUCUGCGCUUCGGAGGGUGGUCUACUGCCCGUCCAUUACCUGGAUAUGCCGCCUUCGGACCUAGAUGGCCACUCCACCGACGUUCUUGUGCCGGCUGAUUUGUCUAUCACCCAUGAACACCACCCGAUGCGCCGGGUCUUCGAUAAUCGCGCUUUGCACACUGCAAUUGUCCGCUGGGGGUUUAAGGCAGGCUUCUCGAAAUGCAGCAGCAACUGGAGCAUGGUUUCUAUCAACUCAACAGCCACUUCAGAGUACUCCGUCGCUCGGGGUGUGCGGUUUCUGGCUAUACUUAACGAGCGGGGUAUCCCGUUCAGAGCCGCUGUCGUUCGAGAGGAGGUCAUCAGGUGCCUGGCUAGGGCAUAUUUACUACAAGCUAAGAGAGCAUCUCGUAACAAGGCUGGCCUGCCACCUCUUGCAGCCAUACGCGAACUGUUCAACAAAGCAGCUGGACGGGAUUUGCUUCCGACUGUUCCUAAGCUACAAGAUAUGAUGGGAGAAUAUCAAGGAAAGGGCGCAUGGCCACAUGACAGGCCUUGAGCACAGUGUCACAUCAUCUAUAACAACGCAUAUGCCGUAGGUGUUGAUGCGUGGAAUGAUCCCAAGAUCACUACCGGUGAAUGUCGGGCCCCAAAUUCGCUCAUUAUUCUAGUCAAAUUCAUAC
Molecule: messenger RNA, 2790 nt
Organism: Colletotrichum navitas
Lineage: Eukaryota; Fungi; Ascomycota; Sordariomycetes; Glomerellales; Glomerellaceae
Product: pentatricopeptide repeat domain-containing protein
Exons: 1
Coding region: 204-2666 (820 amino acids)
Source: RefSeq, a predicted model, not a curated record